Messenger RNA from Acipenser ruthenus (sterlet), 1173 nucleotides. Its product is annotated as complement C1q subcomponent subunit C-like. The transcript has 3 exons. The record is from RefSeq and is a predicted model, not a curated record. Lineage: Eukaryota; Metazoa; Chordata; Actinopteri; Acipenseriformes; Acipenseridae. The coding region runs from base 169 to 906 and encodes 245 amino acids. Gene Ontology annotation, molecular function: protein binding.
UUUCUUUCCUUUCUUCACUUCCCCCAUUACAGACAGCUGUGCUAAUUUUGGACACGGCUCAAAUCUGAGUAAUUCAAGUGAGGACUCGCCGUCAAACUAGAGAAAUCUCUUCAAUUUACAGACAGCGAGACGGGUCCCAGCACAAGGGCGCGCACGACAUUUCCCACGAUGCCUGCUCCACGGAUCGGCGUGUUGGCCCUCAUUGCCCUGGUAGUUCUGUUGCCCUGUCUGCCCCGGGCUCGCUCAGAAAGCUGCCCCGACGAGGCUGGUACACCUGGGAUGCCAGGAAUCCCGGGACUGCCUGGGAAAGACGGGCGCGAUGGAGACAAAGGGGAGAAGGGAGAGCCGGGAACGGCUCUCGUUGCUGGGCAGUUCAGUGUUAAGGGGCAGAAAGGGGAACCCGGCAUGGUCGGUGUCCCAGGGAAGAUGGGACGCAGCGGGAUGAGUGGAAACCCUGGACUGCCUGGUCCGCCCGGCCCCGUGGGAGAUAAAGGGGAGUCGGGGUAUCACAAACUGACCCUGAAAUCUGCUUUCAGCGUGGCCAGGGGCACACUGGAUUACCCAAACCGGUUCUCCCCGGUCCGCUUCAACAGGAUCAUCAGCAACGAAAACGGCGACUACAAUCCGUCGACCGGCAAGUUCCGCUGCAAGAUCCCCGGGUCUUACUAUUUCGUGUACCACGCCUCCUCCACGGAUCACCUGUGCGUCAGCAUCGUCCGGGACAGCAACAAGGUGGUCAGCUACUGCGACCACAAGGUCAACGAUUGCCAGGUGAGCUCUGGGGGCGUGGCGCUGCAGCUGACCGAGGACCAGGAGGUGUGGCUGGAGACCACCGACUACAACGGCAUGAUCGGCAUCUUGGACAAGCAAAGCGUCUUCUCAGGAUUCCUGCUGUUCCCGGACUGAGACACGGCGACGCUAACGGCUACAGUGCGCUGAUAGAGAGGGGAAGGGGGGGUCUACCGACCCGCUAGAUUCAUGUUUCUGCAAGCAGCCGUAGCCGAAACGUUAGUCUGCUUGAUUGCUUGCACGUGCUCAUUAUUCAAAGCUUGCAACUGUGUUGGUUUUGUUUUUAUAUCGCUGCACGCAUUUGCAAAUUCAAAUGGUUUUCAUUUUUCAAUGUUAAAAAAAAAAUGAAUCUAAUAAAAAAUGCUGUUUAUAUUGAAAACAAAA